UUUGUGCUGUUGAGUUUCGCUUCUGAGAAGAUGCUUGUUUCUGAGAUGAUCAUAGUAGGAAUUGUAUCUUACUUAUAGCUGCUAGUACCGUAGUCCUACUAAUAACUGGUCAGCAGGAACCACCUCAAAGAGGCAAAAUAGGCAGGGAAGAAGAGACGAAGAAGAAAACGAGUGACUUACAACAGACACAACAUUGGAAACUUCCUAAUCAAAGACAUUCCAAUAAGCUUGCCAAUUAAACAACGAGAAUUUCUUCCUCUCGCUCUUUCUCUCCAUCACACACACACACAUACAUAUAUUUCCGGGAUCCAAAGUAAUUUGCUAACGUGUUUAUAUUAUAUAUAUUUAAUGUGUUGAUUUUUUUUUUCAAUCACUAUUGAAGUGAGGUGGAAAGUAACUCAAAAAACGAUUCUUCUCCACCAACGCAUAAAGAAAGAAAAAGUAGAAUCGAAAGAGUAGGGAUGACUGAAUGGUCAGUAUUUGGGUGAGAUCGUUCAUUAGAUUAUUAAACUGUUGACUUUUCUUCUUCUUCUAUCCCUGUAUUCCUUUUCUUGGUCAUUCAUUUUUUUCAAGUCACUAUUUUGUGGUCAGCCCAGGUUAAAUAGUCUGGUGCUCUGUGAUAACUAGUGGAUGGAUGCAUGGAUACUUCACAGAUAGAUAUAUUAUAUUCUGGUUUGGCAUUAGAAUAUCUGAUGACUGAAUUAAACUCUGGUGAGAGAACUGAGUUUUAUAUUUAAAGAACUUGCUGCGUUUAUAAGGAGAGAGAGAGAGAGAGAGAGAGAGAGAGAGAGAGAGAAGAGGAAAGAUAUCAAUCUAGAUAGAAUAUCAUAUAUACAUGAUAAACGCAUAUAUUUGAUCAAACAUAUAUAGUUCAUCUAUCUAUACAUACAUAUCUAGUUAAAGAGCGAGUAUUCCUUAGCAGUCCUGUCCUUUUUUUCUGUCUCUCCUCCUCUAUUAUCCCUGCUUCUCUUCUCUCGUUCUCUAACCCCCACCCUCUUUAUUCGUUCUGUGUCACAGUAUCUUCACUGUCCUUCAGUGAUGGUCCGGGAAUACAAUCGACCACUAUCUCUGGUUGUCAUGGCACUAUUUUAUUCAUUUAUCAUUUAUUGAGCAAAGAUGCUGCUGCUAACAAGGAAGAAGCUACGACCGAAUUAGGCGCAAGGGAAAGAGAAGGGGGAAAAAGAAAAAGAAGAAGAGGGAAGAAAACAACGUGAGUAGAGCAGAAAGUGAGUGGGAUAAAAAAAAAGAAAAACAAAAAAAAAGGACGAUAGGAAGAAAUAGAAGGAGAGAAAAAACGAGAGAAGGGGGGAGGAAAAAUAGUGAAUCAAAGAAGAAUGAAAGAGAUAAUAAUAAUUGUUAUAACAUUGUAAAAAGCAAGUCAUGAGAGCACCGUUAUCUUAUUUAAUGUUGAUUUAAGGCCGGGAAUCUAAACGUAUAAGAACACACACACACAUUUAUAUAUAAUAUAAAUAUUAUUAUAUAUUUACACUGAGUGGAUUAUUUAGUGAGACAGGUGAGAGACGAAAAUUUUAACAAGAACAACAGCUACAACGUUGAGAAAAUCGCUUCUAAGAUUUGUAGCUUUCGAGUCUUUCGACUGUUGUAACUUGGAUAUAUAUAUAUAUAUAUAUAUAUAUAUAUAUAUAUAUAUAUAUAUAUAUAAUAUAUAUAUAUAUAUAUGUAUAUUAUGGAGUAUUGAGUAUAUAGAAAUUUUUACUUAACGACGAAAAUCGGAGGCAUUUACCAACAAUUUGCAGAAAAAGAAAAAAAAAAUUGCAACUCGAGAUUUAUAGUUUCGAGCCUGCUGUGUAAACGUGCAAGAAAUCAAGGGUCGACACAAUUAAAUGUAGAGAAGGAAAUGAGAAAUAAAUCAUUGUAGUCUAUGAUAAAGAUUACCACUGCUUACUGAAGAAUAUUAUCACAUUCCCACCUCCACCUGGGUUUUAGACAUAAUGGCAGUCUAUCCUUAAUGGAGAAAACAGCCGUUCCAGUUCUUGGUAGCUGUUGAAUGAGGAUUAUUGAAAGAACAAGGAAGAAGCAGCCAUGAACAGCUUGUGCUAAUGGAUUAACUAUGCCACUGUCUGUCUCUGAAGAAGGCCAUGAUGCUCAGGAUUCUCUUUCAGAUGACCACCAUGAUGCGUAACCAGUCACCGGCAAUCAAUGAAAAUGAUGUCCGCAUGAGGAGCAAUCGGCCCAGCAAAGAUAACAAAGAGAGCAAAGAGACAAAAGACCAACCAGUCCAGCAACAGACACCUCAGAAUGAAUCGCCCGAAGAAGCUGUUAGUCCAACAAGUUCCCCAACCCAUACACGAGAAAGACGAUUUUCAACAACAUGCUGCUUCUGCUGGUGCUGUACACCUCCAUGUUUCUCCAACCUAGGUAGCGGAAGAAGUUCUAAGGGAGAUAAUUCCCCUAAUUCAAAUAUGGUUGUGAAAAAUGAUCAACUCUCUCAGAGUAGAUCAAAAGAACUGGAUUCUAACAGCGACAGAGAAGAACUUUUAUCAUUAGAAGAUAUGAAAAACUGGUCUGAAUCUUUUGACCGACUUAUAAGAAGUAAUGGUGGUCGAAGAAAAUUUCGAGAAUUCCUUCGAAUGGAAUAUAGUGAAGAAAAUAUGUUAUUUUGGCUAGCAUGUGAAGAACUGAAGAGGGAACAAAAUUCUGAAUUAAUAGAAGAAAAAGCCAGAUUAAUAUACGAAGAUUAUAUUUCUAUACUGUCUCCAAAAGAGGUUAGUCUAGAUUCCAGAGUAAGAGAAGUUAUAAACCAAAAUAUGUUGGAUCCAUCUCCACAUACAUUCGAUGAAGCACAAUUGCAGAUAUAUACUCUGAUGCACCAAGAUCCUUAUCCACGCUUUCUUAAUUCUCAGCUCUACAAAAAACUCAUCGAGGAGGCCUCCUCGUGAGAGAAGACCUGAACUAAAAACAAAGCUCUGUUCUAGUUUUUCCCCCCAUUUGCUACAAGGAAACUUGCUGCAGCCAAUCAGAAGCUUCACUGACGGUCACUGAGACAGAAAGUGAAGGCACUCAUAACUAUUUCUACCUGUUGAGACCAUUAUCUGGCUAUGACAAAGAUGACAACUGUUGACCUGUACUGUGCUGGUAAUGAAGAUCUUUGGCCUCCAGCUCACACUGCUAGCCAUUUUGUAUAUGUGGGUGUGAAUAUAAGUGUGUGUGUGAGUGUGAAUAUGUGUGUAUGUGCAUGCAUGUGUGCUUGUGUGUGUGUACCACCAGCACGUGUCUAUAUGGCAGAUUAUGGCAGAUACAGUCAUUGUUGUCAUUGCUGUCGUUGUUGUUGUUGUUGUGAUUUAUUGUUGUUGUUGUUAGUGUGCAAGGAGGACUUAACAGUGCAGUAAUUGGACUGCACAUCUGAACUUCAUUCUUUUGUCAUCUCUUGUAUAUUUUACCUCAGUGCUUUUUUGGAAGCAUGUUCAGGAAUUUUUCAGAAAGAAAAAUAUUGACAGAGAUACAAAAUUCAAUGCAUUUGUGAGUAAUACAUCCAUAAGUGCACACAUACACAGAUAUGCAUUUUAAUAUUUACAUACGUGCAAAUUUUCACACACUAGUCACUCAAUUUUUGGAAGGCAAGGAGUAGUGAAAAUGUAUUUAUUAUUCUCCGAUAAUAAUGUGUUUUGAUUUAUUCUUUUUUUUUUCUAAAUUAAUUUAACGAUAUUUUUAAAACAUUUUUAAGUAAAAUUAGGCUUCCUAAUUAUAAACACAUAUUCACACACACAAUUUAUCACUUCCACAUUCACAUACAUGUAAUUAUAUACACCAAUGUACAUGCACAUACAUAUACUUGUUACAAAAGGAUUAAAAUAUUGAACAUUAUUACUAAGAAUUUGAAGAAAAUUUCAAAGUGGGGAGGGUAUUAUUUUUUUCUUUUCAAUUUAUUUGAAUUUGUCAAUAAAGAAAAACUCUUUCAAUCUUUUCAAAUGAAUUCUGAAAUUUAAAAACAGUUAAUGAAAAUCUCAUUAAAUCAAGAAUACUAAGUGUCCUUGCUUGUUUUGGAAAGGACUAACUUUUUGGUUUAUAUAUAUAUAUCAGUCUUAACUAGAGGUGUUAAGGACAAUGAGAGACUCAUCAGAAAAUGAAAGAAAAUAAAAGGAUUAUGGCAUCCCAAAAUGAUAGACCCAUGAAAUGGGGGCAGGUAGGGAGAUGGUUCUUUUGAGAGUAUCUCGCUAGAUUAUUAAGAAAAUUAGAACAACUUGAUAAAACAGCCACAAAAACUUGUUUUGUCAUUUUUGUUUUGUUUUUUUCUUUGUCUAUUUCUAGUUAAUGCUAAUGAUAAUUAUAAGAGCAAGGGGUGGGAUAAAAAAUGUAUAUAUAUAUAUAUAUAUAUAUAUAUAUAAAUUAAGAAAACUGGUGCAAUAUGGGACAUUUUUUCAAUGGGGUAUAUAAUUUUACAUCACGCAUUCAUUAAGAAAAAUGCAUAUCUCUCUCUCUCUCUCUAUCUAUCUAGCUACAUGCGUAUCCAAAACACAUGACAAAAACAAAGAAAAGAAAACCACACUUAUUUAUCUGUGAAUAUUUAUGUGCAAUUUUUAUACAUUUCUCUAAAAAGUAUUUUAAAAUGCUGAAAUACAACAUGGUAGAAACACAAAAAAAAGAAAAACAAAUGAAAAAACAUACAGACGCCGACCUUUUUUUCAUUUCUUGUUUUCUUUCACCCCACUCCCCCAUUACCUAUCAACCUAAAAUGAAUCUAAAUUAUGAAUUCCAUUAAUUCAUUAACGAAUAUUUAAUGUAUCUGGAACACUAAACAUCUAAAGAAAAUCAUGUCUUCAAAGCUUACUCAAUGGUAAGAGUAUUUAAUUGUUAUCAAUUAAAAUCCUGUGAAAUUGGCCCAAUU
Molecule: messenger RNA, 4846 nt
Organism: Octopus sinensis (East Asian common octopus)
Lineage: Eukaryota; Metazoa; Mollusca; Cephalopoda; Octopoda; Octopodidae
Product: regulator of G-protein signaling 17
Exons: 9
Coding region: 2100-2900 (266 amino acids)
Source: RefSeq, a predicted model, not a curated record